AUGGCGAUGUGCCCCCCCGCACGCCCUCUCCCCAAGCUGGUCAACAGCCAAGAUGGCAGCUCUGGCCCUAGUACCCCCAUUGGUUUCCAGCGCCCUCACAAUAAGCACUUCGAUCAUGUGGUAGGGUCAGCUCUGCGACAGCCUUCGCCCCAGCCUACUCAUCUGGGAGUGCCGGGCACUCCCCACCGAGUGCUUUCCGAGGAGGACCCUGGUUACGUCGCUGCCACUUUCGAGGGCAAGCAGAAACAGAUGGAGCAAGUGAUGGAUCAAUUGGAGGAGAAGGGCUUCUUUCCUAGUGAUUUUGUCGUUUCUGAAACCACCUGGUUUUACAACAUGCUGGGUAUCGACGACACCUACUUCCAAACCGAGACCGUAGAUGCCAUUGUGACUCAGAUCCUUUCUCUUUAUGCGGCCAAGGUCGCGGCCUAUGCGCGGGAUGACAAGCAACUGGAAAUCCGCCUCGACAAAGAGGCUGAAGACCACGCCGUCUAUAUCGACACCAGUAGGCCUGGUGUGUCCUCCAUGCACGGUCCUCGAUAUGAGCAGCGUAUCGACGAAAAGUACCUGAACACCUCAAAGGGCUCGGAAAGCUAUCGUCAGCUUCGUUGCUACUUCGUCUACAAGUGCCAAUUCGCCAAUCCCAACCCCUCGCCGAACGAGACCAACAUUGAAAUCGUCGGCGAGAAGCGUUUCUUGCAAAAGGCGACUGAAAACACCAAGGCGAUUUACCAGGAGAUCAUCACCACCGCCGUGGGCCGCACUGGUCCUGUGAUCGAAAUGUUCGAGAUCGAAGGUAGUCGCGAGAAGCGAUUGGUAAUUGCCUACCGCCAGGGCUCUGCCAUGGGUUUCUUCAGCGCUUUGUCCGAUUUGUACCAUUACUACCGCUUGACUAGCUCCCGGAAGUACGUGGAGCAAUUCUCCAAUGGUAUCACUGUUAUUUCAGUGUACCUUCGUCCUUCCAGCAAUGCUGAGGUUUCCUCGCGAUACCCCCCCAUCGAGGCCGCGAUCCACCAGAUUAUGAAGGAGGCCUCUCUCCUGUACUGUAUCCCCCAGAACCGAUUCCAGGGCCACUUCGCUACUGGUCGACUCAGCUUGCAAGAGACCAUCUAUGCUCACUGUGCGUGGGUGUUUGUACAGCAGUUCCUCAACCGUCUUGGCUCAGAAUACAACUCUCUUGCAGCCUUGCUGGACUCCAACAACAGUGUUCACGCAGAGCUGCUUUCCAAGAUCAAGAAGCGCCUGCGCACAGAGACUUUCACUGCCGACUACAUCUUCGAGAUCAUCAACAACUACCCCGAGCUGAUUCACAAGCUCUACCUUGAUUUCGCCAAUACCCACUAUGUGCAGACUCAGGGUCCCAACGGCGAUGAUUUCUUGCCUACUCUCAGUUACCUCCGUCUGCAGGUGGACGAGGUGCUGGACAGCACAAAGCUGAAGCAGUUGAUCCGGAGCACCACCAUGAACGAACAUGACGAGAUGGUCAUGACUUCGUUCCGUGUCUUCAACUCCUCCAUUCUGAAGACCAACUUCUUCACUCCCACUAAGGUGGCCUUGAGUUUCCGUCUGAAGCCAGACUUCUUGCCAGAGCAUGAGUACCCUCAGCCUCUCUACGGUAUGUUCUUGGUUAUUAGCUCUGAAUUCCGCGGCUUCCACCUGCGAUUCCGAGACAUCGCGCGUGGAGGCAUCCGAAUCGUCAAGAGUCGAAAUAAGGAGGCAUACGGCAUCAACGCUCGCUCGCUAUUCGACGAGAACUAUAACCUUGCCAACACUCAGCAGCGCAAGAACAAGGAUAUUCCCGAGGGCGGUGCAAAGGGUGUCAUCCUCCUGGAUGUGGCCCACCAGGACAAGGCGCGGGUCGCCUUCGAGAAGUACAUCGACAGUAUUCUUGACCUCCUUCUGCCCCCCGUGAGCCCCGGUAUCAAGGACCCUAUUGUCGAUCUUCACGGCAAAGAUGAGAUCCUGUUCAUGGGUCCUGAUGAGAACACUGCCGAGCUGGUUGACUGGGCUACCGAGCACGCUCGUGCUCGUGGUGCUCCUUGGUGGAAGUCCUUCUUCACCGGGAAGAGCCCCAAGCUGGGCGGUAUCCCUCACGACACUUACGGCAUGACCACCCUCUCGGUCCGCCAAUACGUGCUCGGAAUCUACCGCAAGCUCAACAUUGAUCCUUCCACCAUCCGCAAGCUGCAGACCGGUGGCCCCGAUGGUGAUCUGGGUUCCAAUGAAAUUUUACUGUCCAACGAGAAGUACUGUGCUAUUGUCGACGGAUCCGGAGUCAUUGUCGACCCUCAAGGUCUGAACCACGAGGAGCUCCUGCGCUUGGCCAAGAAGCCUCUCCCCGAGGGCUACCGCGUUCUGGUGGACGAGGUGAACGUGAAGCUUCCCAGUGGUGAGAUCGUACACAACGGUAUGAUGUUCCGGAACACCUUCCACUUGCGCCACGUUGAGAAGUUCGACACUUUCGUCCCCUGUGGUGGUCGCCCCGAGUCAAUUGAUCUUUCAACUGUCGGCAAGCUUAUUCAAGACGGCAAGGCUAUUGUUCCGUACAUUGUCGAAGGUGCCAACUUAUUCAUUACCCAGGACAGCAAGCUCCGCCUGGAAAAGGCUGGCUGUAUCCUGUUCAAGGACGCUUCCGCCAACAAGGGUGGUGUUACUUCGUCAUCUUUGGAAGUUCUCGCCUCGCUUUCUUUCGACGAUGCCGAGUUCGUGGCCAACAUGUGUGUUGGUGAGGACGGUGCUGUGCCAGAGUUCUACCAGGCCUACGUGAAGGAGGUCCAGGAAAUCAUCAAGCAAAACGCCACUCUCGAGUUCGAAGCCAUUUGGCGCGAGCACGAGCAGACCGGUGUAUUGCGCAGCGUGCUCAGUGACCGUCUCAGCCUCGCCAUCACCAAGCUGGAUGAGGAGCUCCAGCAAACCGAGCUCUGGCACAACGUGGCUCUCCGCCGCUCUGUGCUUGGAGACGCUCUACCGCGUCUUCUUCUGGAUAAGAUCGGAUUGGAUAAGAUCCUGGAACGAGUUCCCGAGAACUACCUUCGUGCCAUCUUCGGUAGCCACUUGGCUAGCCGAUUCGUGUACGAGUAUGGCAACAAUCCCAGCCAAUUCUCCUUCUUUGACUUCAUGACCAAGCGUUUGCAAAAGAUCCAGUCAUAG
Molecule: messenger RNA, 3147 nt
Organism: Penicillium chermesinum
Lineage: Eukaryota; Fungi; Ascomycota; Eurotiomycetes; Eurotiales; Aspergillaceae
Product: glutamate dehydrogenase (NAD(+))
Exons: 6
Coding region: 1-3147 (1048 amino acids)
Cellular component (GO): mitochondrion
Molecular function (GO): L-glutamate dehydrogenase (NAD+) activity
Source: RefSeq, a predicted model, not a curated record